UACUGCACACAUAUUAGGAUCCAGGACGGCGGGACCAAGUCAGCAGCUGCAGCCUAAGCCCACUGCAGACCGGCCUGGCCAUCCAGGAUGAUGCUGCUCGCUCUGUACACCUGUCUCUUCUGGCUGUCUACCAGUGGGCUCUGGACCAUUCAGGCUAAAGACUCUGACGCUGUCGUGAGCAAGAGGAACCCUCACCGGGACUUGGCUCCAAGCAACACUGACUUUGCCUUUACCCUGUAUAAGCACUUAGUGGCCUCAGCUCCAGGCAGGAACGUCUUCAUCUCCCCUGUGAGCAUCUCCACAGCCUUGGCUAUGCUGUCCCUGGGUGCCAGUGGCUACACACGGAAGCAGCUUCUCCACAGCCUGGGCUUCAACCUCACUGAGACAUCCGAAGCUGAGAUCCACCAGGGCUUCCGGCAUGUCCACCACCUCCUCAGGGAGUCAGACACUGCCUUGGAUAUGGCCAUGGGCAAUGCCCUGUUCCUUGACUGCAGCCUGGAGCUUCUGGACUCGUUCUCAGAAGACACUAAGCACUACUAUGGGUUGGACGCCUUGGCUACAGAUUUCCAGGACUGGACAGGAGCCAGAAGACAAAUUAACGAGUAUGUCAAGAAUAAGACGCGAGGGAAAAUUGUGGACUUGUUCUCGGAGCUAGACAGCUCAGCCAUGCUCAUCCUGGUCAACUACAUCUUCUUUAAAGGCACGUGGGCACAGCCCUUCAACCCAGAAAGCACCAGGGAAGAGAACUUCUAUGUGAACGAGACGACCAGGGUGACAGUGCCCAUGAUGUUCCAGUCGAGUGCCAUCAGGUACCUGAAUGACUCGGAGCUCCCCUGCCAGCUGGUGCAGCUGGAGUACACAGGCAACGAGACCGCCUUCUUCAUCCUCCCGGACAAGGGGAAGAUGGACACAGUGAUUGCCGGGCUGAGCCGGAACACCAUUCAGAGAUGGGCUGACUCCCUGACCAGCAGCCAGGUGGACCUGUACAUCCCAAAGGUGUCCAUUUCCGGAGCCUAUGACCUUGGGGGCAUCAUGAGGGACAUGGGCAUUGCAGACUUGCUUAACAACAAGACACAUUUCUCAGGCAUCACCCAAGAGGCCCCACCGAAGGUGCUGAAGGUGCUCCAUAAGGCCAUCCUGCAACUGGAUGAGAAAGGAUUGGAGGCAGUUGCGUACACCAAGGUCAGCCUACAGGGGGCGCCCGAUCCUCUCACCAUCCACUUCAACCGGCCCUUCAUCCUCAUUAUCUUCGACCACUUCACGUGGAGCAGCCUUUUCCUGGGCAAGGUUGUGAAUCUGACAUAAGGGGACACCCAGAGGAGCCGCAGCGCUUCGGACUCUGGGCACCAGGGAGUCCACUGAAACGUUCUGGGAAGUGGGCGGGUUCCCCUAAUCUUCUCUAGGUUCUCUUGUAAUAAACAAUGUCACUGUGAUUGAUGACAAGGUUAGUUGAAGGAGAAAAGUGAGACGAUUGACAUUUGGAUAAUACCAAUAUAAUAUUGUACCAAUGUAAUUUUCUGGUUUUGAUCAUUGUCCUAGAGUUGUGUACUAUGUGGUAGUACACUGAAAUGUAUAUG
Camelus dromedarius (Arabian camel) is the source of this 1577-nucleotide messenger RNA. RefSeq names its product serpin family A member 6 (gene SERPINA6). The record is from RefSeq and is a predicted model, not a curated record. Lineage: Eukaryota; Metazoa; Chordata; Mammalia; Artiodactyla; Camelidae. The transcript is spliced from 5 exons. Bases 88 to 1305 code for a protein of 405 amino acids. Gene Ontology annotation, biological process: negative regulation of endopeptidase activity. Gene Ontology annotation, molecular function: serine-type endopeptidase inhibitor activity.